Molecule: messenger RNA, 2610 nt
Organism: Stylophora pistillata
Lineage: Eukaryota; Metazoa; Cnidaria; Anthozoa; Scleractinia; Pocilloporidae
Source: RefSeq, a predicted model, not a curated record
UGAUUGGUCAGUUACAAUCAGAUAACGCGGACUUUGUUCUGCUUUCUCGGAAAUCCAGAUUGACAACUACAUUCAAGUAAUAGGGUUGGAUUUCUCCCCAGAGUCUACUUCGUUCCGCCUCGAAGAUGGAGUCCCUUCUGAUAAGAUCUAGAGAAACAAGUUACUUCCUCUAUCUGCCUCGAUACCUACAACGAGCCUAAAACUAUUUCAUGUCUUCCUACGUUUUGUUACCAUUGUUUAGAGAGACAUGCAAGAGUAAGCCAGAGACAAGGAAAGUUCAGAUGCCCUGAGUGUCAGGCAGCGAUCGAUUUACCAGAAGGAAAUCGCUUCGACAGUUUGCCCAACAGCUUUUUCCACAAAAGUUUGUUGAGUUUACUCGCCGUUCGACAGAAUGGCGAGGAAGGUAAUAUUACUUGUUAUCAAUGCAGCGCAACCAACCCUCAAAUGUACUAUUGCUUCCAUUGUGGACGAUUCACGUGCCCUGGUUGUUUCAACGCACAUGAAGUGCUUAAGAAGUCUUUUUAAGGACACAAAGUCACGUCAGUCAAGGACUUCAAAGCAGAAGAUUACGAAGCACUGCUGAAGCGACAGCCAUUUUGCACACAACAGUUCCACGAAAAACAAAAAGCCAGAUUCUUUUGCUCACAGUAUCAACUUCACAUUUGUCCGAUCUCUAUAGUCACUGAUCAUCUAAACCACAAUGCCAUUUUGCUCGACAAAGCAGCUCACGAAGAAAAAGAAACCAUUACUUCUGGCGCUAAGAUGAUAAAGGAAAAACAAGCCGAACUUUGUGAAGUCAUCAAGGAGUUCGAAGAAACUAAUUCAGAGCCUGAAAGAAAUUUCCCAACAGCCAAGCGAGAAGCCUCGCGAACAGCCGAACAAAUGAUCGCUAAUAUUCGACAAGGCGAGCGACAAGUGAUCGUAUCCCUGGAAACAACACGCGCGGCGAGACUUGGGAGGAUAAAUGCGGCCAAACAGGAAGUGGGAUCCCUGGUAAAACAAAUAAACCAAGCAGCUGAGUUUGCGGCAAACCUGGUGCAGAGAAGCUCAUGCUCGGAUGUCAUGCAAAACAGGGAAACUUUGAAGCAGAAAUUUGAAGAGCUUCGUGGAGUUAAAGCUCGAACACAUUACCAGACACCAUUCGUUAAAUUUUUUCCUACUUCUCAACAGGACCUGACACUCGGUGUCAUUCAGGUCAUCCCGAUAGCCGUGAAUCAAUCAACUCUGGAAGGACUGGAUCAAACUUUUCAAGCUGGCGUAGAAGCAGAGUUUACCUUAUACCCAAAAACAGCAGAUGGAGAGAGAAUUAACCAGGCUUAUUUUAAAGAUCAAGUUGAGUUGCUGGUAGAACCCGCCAAAGAUGUAACAAACGUAACCAUCCAAGAAAGAGUAGACGGAAAUCUUAGCUAGAAGUUUACACCUAAAGUGCCUGGCGCCUACGAUGUUGAUGUAAAGAUAAAUGGCGAAAAGCUUCCGACCUGUCCGUUAACUUUGCCAGUGAAAGAACGUGAACUUUUUCGUAGUCGGUAAUUUGGACUUGACGUUCGACCCAGGGCAGGAGUUAAAAGGACCCUAAGGAAUCGCUUUCCGUUCAGAGACCCAGGAAAGUGGGAGCCUCGGGAGAUUUAACGAUCGCGAUCCAAAGAAGUCGCGGUCGCUGAGGCACGCAUGCUUCAUGUUCGAUUAUUUCCCUCAAAAAAUGGCCAGACAGACUAACUUUCUGCUUGGAUCGAGAUGAAAACUUUAAAAGAACGACAUCAAACGAAUUGCCACAAAGGAACAUGAAUAAUUUAGGCUGAAUUCCUAAAUGUGAACAAACCGUGACCUUUUUUCUUAAUACAUGCAUGGAUUCGCCAAAAACAUCAGACAUGACUUUUGCUUUUCCGUAAAUGUUUUUCUUUUAUUCAUAAGAUACGUCUUACGGGUUUACAGGAUUUUAUGCGUAUGUUAAAUUGUUGUUUGUUGAUAAAAUCAUAUUUCAAAGAAGCUUUGCCAAGUUGUGCGUUGGCUGCUUAGGAUGUAAAGUAAAUCCUUCAAAAGCGUGGAAAUGACAAUCUCAAAGAUUGAAAUUGUCAGUAGACAGAAAAUUGAUGAAAAAAAUGGGGGAGAGAAAGAGAAGCAUUGACAACACUAUAAAGAACAAAGAACGGUGCUAAUUUCGCAAAAUGAAUCUUUCAAGCGUGUUCUGCGCUUUACAGUCCCUUAACGUUGCUUAAUUAUAUCUCUACCUGCCAUUAGGCGCCGAAUUUUUCUGUUCAGUUACGGGCCAAGAAUUCUUUCCUCCCUUACCAUAAUAGAAUUCUUUCCUCCCUUAUCAUAAUGGAAUUCCAACAACGCAUAGUCAUCAAUAUAAAGCAGUUACACAACUGAACGUUCACUUCAAUAACAUUUAAUAACGUUACAAUGAGGUCAAUUGAGCUGUGGAAAGUGACACGCCAGAUGUGUAUUAGUUUAAAGGAACUUUGUGUUUUUUUUUUCCUAGUAAUCUGAAACAAGGGCCGUCUAUUAGAAUUCCUUUUUAAUACUUUCUAUCCUUUUUUAGGGACAGAGUUUAUCUUUUUUCUAUAACUGACGGGACAUCGAUGACAAUUAAAGACUAAAAAAAAACAA